UGUUGACGUAGACGUGUGGUGAGGUUAGCUUCUACAAGCUACCAAUUGCUGUUGCCCCAAAAGCGCUGCUAUUGCGUUGCCAGAUACAGUUUGGAUGUUAAAUGUUGAAAAAAAAGCAAUUUGGGACCGGCGGUCCAGGUCAAGACGCUCAGACCGUAAAAGGUACCAGAAUGGAGUCGAAGAAUUGUAGAAAAGUGUAUAUGCUCAGGUUGUCGGACACGAUGGCGGCGAUGUUUCUGCAGGAAGACGAGAAUCCGGUCAGAAACGUGUGAAAUUUGUAAAGGACGCCAACUCACCCGUCCGACGUGAAGACGUAUCCCAGGACGGACUUGGAGCUGACGAUGACGACACCCUGGAAGACGGCGAGCAAUCCUAUGGAGGGAAAGCAUGGACUUGUGUUCCUAAUGAAGUGUCCAGGAAGUGCGUGCGUCGCAGUCACACCUGUUAGCAUCAGGGCCACCUUGCAGCUAAGGACGGCGCCGGCGGUGUCUCCGGCUCCCAGAGCGUUGCCCACACGCACGCAGGCAGCCGCUUGGACGCCCAAAGGAAACUGCAAGGACCCCGCGGUUUGGUGAAUGAAUCAGACCUUGAGUCGCCGAUGGAGGACGCGUACCAUGUAGGUGAUGGCCGAUAUCUCCACCAUCACAUGCUGGGCCGCGAGGUCCACCUCUCCCAGGACGCCUGCGUGAUGCAAACGUGUUUAAAAAGGGGCCGGAGUCACCCACCCACCCACGCCCACCAUCACCCACCCGCCAGGAAGCCCCCGAUCUCCCAGAUCCACCACUCGAAGCACACCAUGAAGGUGCUGGGGACCGCCAGCUUCAUGUAGGACCCCCAGUCCUGCAGACACUCGCUGGACCAGCCUGCUGACAAACAGGCUCAGCAAAGGCCGCCAUCGCAUCGCACAAGUCAGUGAAGGCACCGCCGCGAAGGCCUCACCUCCCCAGGUGGGCCGGUGGAGGUCCUUCCAUCGGAUGUAGGCCAGGAGGAGCAGGCAGGAGGUCACGUGAGCCAGGCUGUUCGCCGCCGCCGAGCCGCUGCACACAAAGGAAGCAACACGGCCAUCUUGUAUUUGCUUCUCUUCCUGGUGGCGCUCGUUAUCAUAGCUUUUAUAUCUGACAGACACCUCACUCUGUCUCCUUGUUUGGAAAUAUGGGAAUAAGUCCUGCUCUUAGGCAGUAAUAUCCUUCUUUAAGUAAGUUGUACAACAGCUGGUCACAGGAGCUAAUAAAGCUAAUAAACACAAUUAUCAUGGGCUGGAAAAAACAAAUGAAUGACCCGUGUCUACCACUGAUAAUAUGGAAGUUGCUUCACCAUGUGGAAAACGUUUGGGCGCCCGUGGAUUAGAUGAAGAACGCAGACAUUAGAGUCCUACACAGGAGAUGGAAACCCGAUAAACACCAGAUAAUUGUUCAUAAUGAAUGGGACUGCUUAUUGGAUGAAAGCUCUAGCAAGAACACACACACUCACACACACUCACACACACACACACACACACACACUCACAUGACGCCCAGUUCCAGGCUGACGAUGAGGACGUAGUUGAGCCCCAGAUUGAAGACGUUGGCCACUGCCGCCGUGUACAUCUGAGGAAGGAUGAUACCCUGGAGGACAAAAGGCAACGAGACGUGGACCAAGAUGUCCGUGGAAAGGUUCAAUCAAACCACAAACGGGCCGUGAUGUGGCGUUCAAUGACCUGGUUCUGCAGGUUGAGAUAGAAAGAAGUACCGCUGAUGCCAGAGCGUAUCCGGCCAGUUCCGCGUUGCCGAUGUGUCCACAGAAGAUGGUGAUCACAAGAGGCAGCAGGAAGUUCAGAAUCCGAAACAGCAGCUGAAGAAACAACAAAAACACCCAAAGCCUCUCAUGUACACGAUGCUGUGCAAGGUCAAAGUUCUCCUCAACCACAAGGUCAGUCCAAGGUCUCUCACCCUUCAUCAUUGUUCUACUCACCAGCGGACCCGUGAGAUGUAACACGUGGGAGAGUUCCUCCCUGUAGGCCGGCGGCAAGCACCCAAAAAGUUUGGAGCAGGUCCCCUCCUGGAGGCUCCUCGUCGGGAUCUGCACGGAGGAGUCCGGCCUGGAAGGCAUCUUCUCCACGGGAGAGGCGAGUAGGAUCAGUGACGCGAUGUGUCCAUCUUGGUCUUUUAACAUACCACGUAAUUGGCGUCCAUUGAUUGGAUAACCGAGUUAAGCAGAAGAGGAGGUGCUGCGUGAACGUCAAAGCUGGGCUCCACGCAUGCAUCAGAAGGUUGUUGUUCAGGUCUUAAUGAUGUGUGCAUGCUCUUAAAAGGCUCAGCGGUAAUCUGAUGAGGAAUUCCGGUGAAAGUCCUACAAACUUUGAUUGGAUUUAACUCGUUGAGAUCAGGAGUUUGUUCUUGGAAGCAGCUUCUCAGGAGGACACAGAGGAACAUGAGCUGGAUCCAGACUGAUGGUCUGGAUGAGAUUGUCAUCGACCAGCUCAUCAGGUGACCAGACUAAAUGAGUAGAUGUCCCCGAUGACGCCGGAGAAGCCCACAGUCCAAAAUCAGGUCUGGACUGUCACAGCGGAGCGAUGGUCCCACGCCGGGGCUCCAACUCCCCCGACUGUUAAGUCCAGCAGCCUGAAGCUCCAAGGAGAAGAUCCAACUCUGCCACUUUGAUGUUUUACAAAGCAACACAUGCAGAUGUUAUGCAGUAUUCCGUAUUUCAAGAUAAACUACAUCUCAGGUUUUCUUCAUCCUGAUUAGCUGUAGACCAUUGUCAAUCAAUCUCCUUCGUGCGGCCCUGCUGUGUCUCCUGCACGUGUCAUCGCUAGCUAUUGUUUGCUAGCUUGUAAAUGAAUCUUCCGUUCAAAGGAGGACGACGGCAGCAGGAUUACUAUAGAAAUAAGUUUUAACAAGGAUACAAAAACGCUACAGCACAGCAACUUUUUUAUUGUUUCAUCUUACUUCAUUUUCUUCUCGUAAUAUUCUGACUUUAUUCCCAUAAUAUUUUGGCUUUUUUUUCAAUUAUAUUAAAGCUUUUUUCAAACACUAGUCACUUUAAAGACCAUUCCAAAAAUAUAAAAAAAAUGGAAAAUAUCCAUAAAUAAAAUAGCAUGCACUGUAAAAAAAAUUAUUAUUUAAUUAAUUAAUUUACACCGAAAUAUAAACAAAUAAAAACAUUAUAAAUAUGUAAGAAACUUUUAAAAAUAAUAACAAUAAAUAUCUCCAAAAACUGAAAUAAUGAAAUACAAAAAAAUGCAAACAAAGGUGCAGAUUCCUGCUAACAGCAAGAAGACUAUCUGUUCUAGAUCUUAUUCUGCUUGAACUAGUUCUAGUUCUAGUUCUAGUACCGCUUGCCAUCGAGCGUGACGACUCGUUGCUGAAUGUCUACUGCGGUCCUUUUUUAUGUCCACUAUUUGACUUACCAUAAAAACCAUAAAAGCACACAACAAUAAAAGCACACAUACACGAACCCGUGGCCGGGAGGACGUUACACCCCCCCCCUCAUCCUCGGGUGUGAUCAGUCUCUACCUUCUACCUUCCACAUCCUCACGUCUCCGAUCCUCAGGUGAGUCGGCUCAGACGCUUUUUGAAUGAUUGACUUGAAGUGGUGAGUGAAAUCAUAUUAUAAUCAUAUCCAAUCAUCCAACUAUGGUCUCUCCGUCCUCAGGGAGUCAAAUGGAGUCCUGGUAUUUGCUGGUGCUGCUCGUCAGCGGAGCGCAGACAAUGAGCGUCACCAUCGAGUCGGUGCCAGACGUAGGCCCACACGGAACCAUCCAGACCGAGCUGGAGAGGACGGUGUCUCUGGUGUGUCGCCCCAGCGCCGCCCCCCACCUUCCGCCCAGUGAGGGCGGGGAGGAGGAGGAGCUGGUGUGGCUGAGGAACGGCGCCGCGGUCAGCCUGGCGGCGGGGAACCAGAAAGGCAGCAGCAGCGUGUGCGUCACGCCCGUCAUCCACCAGGACAACGGCGCCACCUUCACCUGCCACCUGAGGAGGAACGCCUCCAUUCAGGCCUCCGUCACCUUGAACGUCACAUAUCCUCCCACGGCGUCGGGGUCCGAGGAGGUGUCGGUGGAGGUGGCGUCGUCGCUCGUCCUACGCUGUGACGUCUUCGCCAACCCGCCCAUCACGUCGCCGCUGUGGACCCUCAACGGAAGCACGGUGGACCUCUCGGCAGGCGGCUUCACGUUGACCAACGACGGCUUCGUCAGCCAGCUGAGCGUCGCCAGCGUGGAGAGACGCCUGCACCAAGGCCGGUACCGGUGCACGGCGGACUCUCCCGUCUACGGAACCAGGACCAGGGUCUUCCAGGUCACGGUCACAGAUAAGACCACCAAGUUCCCGCUGAUGCCCAUCAUUGCCGGAACCGUGGUGGUGGUCCUCACGGGGAUUUUCGCCAUCAUCUCACGCUGGAGCACCAUCACCAAGGUAACACGGCACACAUCUCCUCGCUUCCCCUGAAUCUUAAUGCUCAUCUUCACAUGGGGGGGUCCAGAUUUCAAGGGCCACGGCACCUUGACUUCCUUAUAUGGGCGUACCCGGAUACCAGCUGGGCAAGCUGAGUGGGUGUGCCGUGGGUGUAAAGUAAAACAGACCAUCUUUGGAAAUCCAAGGAAAUCCAGCUGGAAUAGGUGCAGAUUCUGGAAGAUCUAGAAAGCCUUCUGUGGUGGUAAUUGUGUGAAGCUGCUCUAUCGGAGUCCACAACUCA
Messenger RNA from Doryrhamphus excisus (bluestripe pipefish), 4671 nucleotides. The record is from RefSeq and is a predicted model, not a curated record. Lineage: Eukaryota; Metazoa; Chordata; Actinopteri; Syngnathiformes; Syngnathidae.